AUGUUUGGGUUCCUCCGCGGUCGUCUGAAGGCCGGGCCGCUGAAGACGCCGUCGAGACCAUUUUCCUCCCUUUUCCAAACUGCUCCGUUGGAGGAGGAGAAGCUGCCAUUCUAUGAACCCGAACAGUACUAUCCCGCCCAUAUCGGCGAACUGUUCCAGUCUAGAUACCGGAUUGUAGGGAAAUUGGGCUAUGGGGCUUACUCUACAGCAUGGCUCUGCCGUGAUCUGCAGGAACACUCAUAUUCUACUAUAAAGAUCUCAACCCAGCUGCAGAAAUUUCCCAAAAAGGGGCGUGCAGAGCUGGCCAUAUACGAGCAUCUCUGCAAGGUCACUUCGUCCCAUCUCGGCCAAGCCUAUAUCCGCGACGUCUAUGAUUCGUUCGAGAUUCAGGGACCUUAUGGACGCCAUCAGUGUCUGAUGCAGCAGCCGAUGCAUAUGAGCAUCCUAGAUAUGAUGAAACUAAACCCGAACCCCAUACAUACACCACUGGUGAAGCUGAUACUAAAACGCCUCCUGACAGUUCUGCACUUUCUUCAUACAGAUGCUAAGAUCAUUCAUACUGAUCUAAAAACAGACAACUUAAUGCUCACUAUCGACGAUCCGUCGAUGUUGCAAGAUUUUGAAAAAGCAGAGUCAGACAGCCCAAGCCCAAGGAAGGUCAUAGACGAUGUGCGAUCCAUCUACACGUCUCGAAGCUUCCGCAACCCACGCAACGGUAACUGGGGUGGCCCUAUCCUAUGUGACUUUGGAGAAGCAAGAAUUGGAUGGGCACACCAAACAGGCCCAUUUGUACAGCCAAAUAUCUAUAGGGCACCCGAGGUGACUUUUCAAUUGGAAUGGGGGACGCCUGUGGAUAUCUGGAAUGUUGCUGCGCUUGCGUGGGAUCUCUUCGAAGGAAAGCAUCUGUUCAAUAACGUACUGGAUGAAGAUGGGGAAUACGAUCCAUUCAAGCACAUGGCUCAGGUCAUGGCGCUUCUGGGGCCUCCUCCAAAAGCGUUCUUAGACCGCAGUGAAACAGCGUACCAGUGUUUUGACGCCGGAGGAAACUGGAAGGCCGGAGCAUAUGUAAAGAUACCAGAAGUUUCCUUAGAGCAGCUUGAAACCCGCCUGGUGGGAAGAGACAAGGAGAAGGGUCUAUUUCUGGGGUUUAUCCGGUCGAUUCUUACUUGGCUGCCGGAGAAACGAAAGACGGCGAAUGAACUUCUCCAGGAUCCUUGGCUGAAUGCACAGGACUAA
Messenger RNA from Ophidiomyces ophidiicola, 1236 nucleotides. RefSeq lists its product as uncharacterized. The transcript is spliced from 5 exons. Gene Ontology annotation, molecular function: ATP binding; protein kinase activity. NCBI's taxonomy places the organism in Eukaryota, Fungi, Ascomycota, Eurotiomycetes, Onygenales, Onygenaceae. Gene Ontology annotation, biological process: spliceosomal complex assembly; regulation of mRNA processing; protein phosphorylation. Bases 1 to 1236 code for a protein of 411 amino acids. The record is from RefSeq and is a predicted model, not a curated record.